Messenger RNA from Dibothriocephalus latus, 393 nucleotides. The record is from the annotation of a GenBank genome assembly. NCBI's taxonomy places the organism in Eukaryota, Metazoa, Platyhelminthes, Cestoda, Diphyllobothriidea, Diphyllobothriidae.
AUGGAGUACAGAGAGGCAAUCAAGGAUCUUGACCCGGAAACGACCUAUACAAUCAUCACCUGGGGCCCCCCACUGCAGAAGAGUCUGAAGCCGUCCUCCUACAUAGUGAGAGUGGGACCAAAGAUCAAUAUUAUCCAGGCAGAAGACUUAACUGGAUCAUCCACGCUUACUGGAUUGCAGCCAGACACAAGGUACGGUGUAUCCGUCGAAAUUUCAUACAAGCACACAAAUUACCGACCACCGGCCGUCGAGACAAAUGUGAGGACUGAGCCAGCGGAAGAACCAGAGCCCUUUGUACCCGAACCAGAAAUCGACAGUGAUGAAGCAGAAAUCUACGAUGAUGAAGCAGAUUUCUACGAUGAUGAAGAAGCAAUCGAUAAUGAUGAGCCUUGA